Molecule: messenger RNA, 723 nt
Organism: Cryptococcus wingfieldii CBS 7118
Lineage: Eukaryota; Fungi; Basidiomycota; Tremellomycetes; Tremellales; Cryptococcaceae
Product: rab family protein
Exons: 8
Coding region: 1-723 (240 amino acids)
Biological process (GO): regulation of endocytosis
Cellular component (GO): endosome
Molecular function (GO): GTPase activity; GTP binding
Source: RefSeq, a predicted model, not a curated record
AUGGACGGCGAAGGAACAGAACUCGUAGAGGCCUAUGACUACCUCUUCAAAUUCAUAGUCAUAGGAGAAGCGGGAACAGGCAAAUCAUGUCUACUGUACCACUGCAUUCACGAGCAUUUCAAGACAAAUUCUCCACAUACCAUUGGCGUCGAGUUUUCUAGUAGGACUUUACGUAUAGGAGACAGAAAUAUCAAACUACAGCUGUGGGACACAGCUGGACAAGAGAGGUUCAGGUCCGUCACUAGAUCGUAUUAUAGGGGUGCCGCAGGCGUUGUGCUGGUGUAUGAUAUCACAUCACGGCAAUCGUUCAUGAACCUCGGCAGAUGGCUAGCAGACUGUAGAGCAUUGGCUUCACCUCAUCUGGUGGUAGUCUUGGUAGGAAACAAGCUGGACAGGGAAGAAGAGAGAGAAGUGGAAUACUCGGAGGGUUCCAGAUGGGCACAGGAGAACAAUCUCAUAUUUGUGGAAGUAUCAUCCUACACUGGUGAAAACGUUCAAACCCCCUUCCUCCUCGCCAGCCGCACAAUCCUCUCUUCCAUCGAUGCUGGCACCCUCGACCCAGAUCUUGCUGGUACAGGCGUCAGCUAUGGCGAGCGCCAACUACGUGCUGUGGGAAGCGUUUCAAGGCUUGGCGGGGCAUUUGGGUCGACGAGGAGAAAGAGACGGGGGGACAGCGUUAGUCUGCGAGAGAUGGUUGGCGAAGGGCGCUGUAGUAAUUGCUAG